AUGGCAACACAACAGGAAGCGACGCUCAGGGACUCGCUCAAUAGAUGGAACGAGUCUCGGACGCAAAACUCACAGGGUUUCAACGAGGGUGCGAAAACGCUGUUUGCAUCAUGGGCUGAUUCGCUGAACAGCAGAGCUCAUGAUGUGUACCAACGUCUGCCGAUGUCCCAGCAAGACUUGGUGCAAGACCAAGAGCCUGCAUGGUUUAGCCUUUCGCGGGUCGAAAGAUUGUCAUUGUUUGUGUGUUGCAUUUUGGGAUCCGCAGCGUGCUUUACGCUGUGUGCCUUUUUACUGCCAGUUCUCGCAGUGAAGCCACGCAAGUUCGGACUUUUAUGGUCUAUGGCGUCACUGCUAUUCGUGGGAGCAUUUGGCGUGUUGCAAGGACCGGUUGCGUACGCGAAACACAUAACGUCAAAAGAAAGGCUGCCAUUCAGUGUGUUUUUCUUCACGUCCUGUUUCCUGACGAUCUACUUUGCUGCAUUCCAAAAAUCCACGCUUCUCACCAUCCCAUGCGCGUUGUUGGAGCUGAUUGCUGUGAUUUACUAUGGGAUCAGCUAUUUCCCCUUUGGCGCCUCUGGUUUACGUAUGAUCAGCUCUGUGGGUAUCAAUCAAGCAAGAGGAGUGCUCAGAAUCUGA
Molecule: messenger RNA, 636 nt
Organism: Lachancea lanzarotensis
Lineage: Eukaryota; Fungi; Ascomycota; Saccharomycetes; Saccharomycetales; Saccharomycetaceae
Gene: SFT2
Product: LALA0S06e04170g1_1
Exons: 1
Coding region: 1-636 (211 amino acids)
Biological process (GO): vesicle-mediated transport
Cellular component (GO): membrane
Source: RefSeq, a predicted model, not a curated record